This is a messenger RNA of Bemisia tabaci, 4807 nucleotides long. Its product is annotated as cathepsin O. Lineage: Eukaryota; Metazoa; Arthropoda; Insecta; Hemiptera; Aleyrodidae. Gene Ontology annotation, molecular function: cysteine-type peptidase activity. The record is from RefSeq and is a predicted model, not a curated record. Gene Ontology annotation, biological process: proteolysis.
UUAUGUUUUUAUCAUAUCAGUGAAGUGAAUUGCAUGUGACCGUGAAUAUGGCAGAUUGGAAGUCCGUUUUAUCCGCAGCGGGAUUUAUUAUGCUAUGUUUUUUUGGAAUUCCAAUGAACAUCAACUCUCCAAGCCCUGCUGAAAAAGAACAGAGACUCCUGUUUCAUAGUUACGUCCACAAAUUCAACAAGCCGUACAAGCUCAAUGAGAGCGAGUACGAGGUCCGUUUUAGAACAUUUCAGACGGCCCUUAAAACAAUUGAAGAUUUAAACAAAGGCCGCGACUCAAAUGAAAGUGCCUUGUAUGGUUUGACGGAGUUCUCGGAUAUCUCAGGAGAUGAGUUCUUGUCAAGACGACUGCUUCGAAAACUGGGCAAAAGACUUAAGCAUCGAAAGUUGGAAGAAGACACUAGUGGCGAAAAGAAAGAAAAAGAUCGUCAUCACUACAAGCACAGAAAUCAUCAUGAGCAUCACAAUCAUGUUAGGAAGCGAGAUGUCUCUCCAGCAAUACCACCCAAAAAAGACUGGCGAGAUACAGGCAUUAUCGGCAAAGUACGGGAUCAGAAGACUUGUGGUGCUUGUUGGGCAUUCAGCACGAUUGAAACAGUAGAGUCUAUGUAUGCCAUGACAAAUGGUUCUUUCAAGGAACUUAGUGUACAAGAAGUGGUGGAUUGUGCCGGCAAUGGGAAUGCAGGAUGCAAUGGUGGAGACACAUGUAGUUUACUUAAGUGGCUUGUCAUGAACCAUGUUCCAGUCAAACUAGAAAAAGAUUAUCCCUUAGUUUUGAAAGAUGAAGUUUGUCGACUCAAUGGGUAUGGGUUUGAAGGAGGGAUAGAAGUAGCUGAUAACUACACUUGUGAUAAUUUUGUCGGAAGUGAGUCAAACAUUCUGGAGCUCCUUGCCUUUCAUGGACCUGUGAUAGCUGCUGUGAAUGCACUUCCAUGGCAGUAUUAUAUUGGUGGAGUCAUCCAAUAUCAUUGUGAUGGAGCGCUGCAAAAUAUCAAUCAUGCUGUACAAAUCGUUGGGUACGAUACCACUGCCGCUAUUCCGCACUACAUCAUCAGAAACUCGUGGGGCCCAUAUUUUGGUGAUAAUGGAUAUGCUUAUCUUGCAAUCGGCGGUAAUAUUUGUGGUAUUGGGACCGAAGUUUCAUCACUUGAUGUUCUCCAGAAGUAAAUUCAAAGAACAUUCCCUUGUUUUAAGUAAUACUCACCCCUCUGACGUAGGUAACAAUAGCCGUAUGAACAAAUUUGUUCACUUGACUGCUCAUUACUCGGACCAUGGUCUGAAACCUUUGUUCAUGUGAUUCUAAAUUGUUCCGCAUCAUUGAAUCAUCUAUAUAUAAGUCUUUUUCCAAGUUCAUUUUUCAAAUGUUUGUGGUGUUCAAAAAACCAGAACAAUUUAAUUACGUAUAUGUCUUGGAGAAAUCAUCAUCUGGAUUUGAAAUAGUUUUAUUUUAUUUUCCUCUCCUUAAAUUUUUUUUAAUUGCAUAGAGCAAGGAAAUAUCUGGAUAGUCAAAGUAGUUGCUAUUUUAACUCCGUAGGAUUCCCAAACAGGCCAUAGUUUUACUGAACAUAGUUGAAUUAGAGCUAAACUUAUUGGAGACGUUUGCCAAGCCACUCAAAACUUAAUUGGGCCUCUUGGAGGAAUUUUGUGGAAUUUGGAUGCUUGGAAAUUGACGUAAAUUUUGUGAAAAAACUUGAGAAAAUUGGGCCAGAUAAUACUCCUCCUUGUUAACCAAGGUUCAACUGUACUGAUUUUUGUUAAAUGUUCUGUAUUUGCUCUCUUAUCUUUUUUUUUUUUUUUUAAUUAGUUCUUUUCCAACCAUGUCAAAGUAAUUUCAAGUGUAUUAUAUCCAUGAUGAUGAAAAACGAAAGGAAAUACACUCCAAACAUUAAAAAGAAAAAAAAAAACUCCUUUGAACCAAAAAAGGUUUACUUAAAAUGAAGAGACUGUUUUUGCAUCCUCAUCGUCGUCAACUUGAAUGUGCUAGAAAUUAUGAUAUUUAGCUAAGCCUAGAUUCUGAUUCCAACACUCUUCUGCGGAAAACUGUAUGAUUAGGCAAUAUUUUAGAGUCUAUAUUACACGUUGUGGGUAAAGUUUAUGCACUUUUAGACUGCAACAGAAGAUCCUGAGCCUUGCAUUUACCUCUAAUGCCAAACUGACGUCAGACAAUCUUCUGCCACAGUCCAAAGUUGCGUAAACUUACCUGGCGUGGACUCAAUGCAAAGACUUUUUAUAAAUAGGGGAGACUUGAUGAAGUAUGAAAUGCCAUUGAAGUUUUAACCGCCCACGGAACAUCUAUUACGUAUGUUUUGUUCUUUGCAUCAUGCCCAAGACUGUCUACUGUGUCAUAUUAUGUAAUUCUAUGUAUUUCAAUUGACCGCAAAACUGUAAUUAUUCCCAUGUGCCUUUGCAAAGGAACUCUUCAUGUGCCUUUAUCACAAUUCUCUUGCUAAAAUUUCUGUGUUCUCCCGUGUGUUCUUUAAUGAUAUAAUUUAACUUUGGAUGUAUGUAUUGUUUUUUUCUCAUUUCUUUUUGAUUUUAUACUUUAUUGGCAAAAUUCUCUAGCAUUUUAAAUAAGAUUGUAACAAUUUUUACAGUUUUCUAUGUUUUCCGAGUAAAAUGUCUCUCAUUAUCAAGAUCAAAAUCCUUACAUUAUUUUUAUAAAAGCAGGUGGAGACAUGUAUUGUUAGUUCAUUGUUUUAUUUUUAAGCAUGACUGAGCAUAUCUUGAGGUCUGCAAGAUGAGAAAAUGACCCCUCCUUCAACAUGAUUUGAUAUUUGAGGAUACAAAUUAUGUAAAUGUAUUUAAGCAGACUACACUUUGCAAUUAGGAAACACAUUUUCUGGCUUAAUUUAGAGACAACACAUGCGCCAUUAGUUUCCCUGUGCAGAUAGUUCUUUCAUGUAUGAACUGGAACUUUUUGUUCCUAUUUGUAAAAUGCAGUCCAAUCAUUUUCUGAAAGAACUAUGUAAGAAAUCAGAAGUCAUUAUGAGGUGUCACCUUACUAUACUUUCCUUUUCGCCCUUUUCCUGUGACUGUAACAAAUUUCAAUCGAAAGGAGGUUGGCUGUGAUAAAUGUGUUGCUGCUAGUUUGAACUUAAAAAUCUUCAAAUUGGUGUUCUUUAUGGUUUUAUAUUUCAAGCUAAGCAUCACGCUCAUCAAUGAAGGCUUCCAAAAAAGGACUUAGCAAUGAUUGUUCAUUCGUCAACUCCGUACAUCUUCUUGGCAUCAUGAUGACCUCCGAUUUACGGAUUAUUAGUCUUGUUUUCUGCUUGUAUCAAAGUAUUAUUAAUUGUAUGUAUGUAAAUACUUUAUGACAUCAUUUGUAGUUAUAGGUAAUCUUACUUUAUUUUUUGGGUCAUAGCGCUAAUCUUGUUAACUCAUCAUAAGAAUUGUGUCAGAAGUCUGAUACAUAUGUAGUUUUUCCAGCUAGCCUGUUGCAUUUGAGAAGAAAUUUUUAUUUUUUUAUUGUUACUUCUUUGUUUUACAGAUACAUUUAUCACACUCUCUCUCUUUGUUUUUAUCAUUCCUGACUGCUGUACACUCGGGCCCUUCAUUCCUAUUUUUACUCUUAAUCCAAUUAAAUGGCAGAAAAUAUUUUUAUUUUGUCAGAUCAGGCUUCCAUUUUCAAUUGUAAUGGGCCCAUUAGAUCAUUAUUUCCCCAUUUUAAACUUAUUAUUAGUUUUGUAUUUAUUAAGUUUUGAAGGCGCAGCACUUCAUUUUUAUAAGUUCGCCAUGUAGGUUGGCGACCAAAUUUAACUUCACUCGGCGAUAGAAUAACAAUUGUUACACGGAAUGUAUUCAAGGUCCUUUGACGGAUGGCCAUGCUGACAAUGUUCGCUGACUAACACGCCUCAAGUACCGUAUUUCGAGGAGUUGUAAUGAAAAUAUCCGAGGCAAGAUGAAGGAAAGAACUAGUCUUAAUGUAUGUAGAUUAUUGCAAUCAAAUUUUUUAGAGUAAAAAAAUAAUUUAAUUACUUCUAGCAGAUCUGAUCUUAUUCCAUUAGGUUAGCAUAAUUGGAAAGUGCAUGCACAUUUUUUUAAUCUUGGUGCAAGUUAGAGCAUUCGACUGUUAGAGCUAAUACUGAAUUUUUUGGUCAGCCAGUUAUUAGAGUGACGACAGAUCAUCCCAAUUCCUACAUUGAAACUAAACGAAGGAAUGAAGAUGGUAGAUCAUGUGUCACACCCGUAAAGUUAAGCAACUAUUUGAUAUGUCGACGGUGAAACUGUAGGAAUGCUCAUCUUGGUUUGGGACAUGGUAGAUUUCCAAAUUAUUUUAGAAAUGGAAAAAUGCUGGACGUCAUUUCUUGGAAACUAGCUUCCCUGAUCUUUAUGUCCAAUAUGAAAAAUACUCGGUGAAAAAUUCAAAUAAUAGUUAUGGUCAUUAGUUCCUCUUCGAUGAAAUACAAUGGGAGAGGAGGUUUCAAAAUAUUGCCAAUGAGUUUCUGCAUUUCUGUAGUUUCACUGUCUUUAUGUCUUUCAGCAAGAUGUUGCAUGGUGAAGGUCUAAUUGUUUCCUGUGACCCCACCUUCCCCCCUUUUUGUUACUCUUUUCCAUGAUAAUAUUCUUAACAUUUUAAUCCCUCUGAAAAAAUAUUACAAAAAAAAGUUUUGUGGUUUAUUUUAAGUCAAUGAAGAGUACAUUUAAUGUUUGAAGCCUCGUACUUUGUAAAUGGAAGAAGCAAUAUUUUGUACUGUAAUAUACUUUAAGGAAAUUUUGAAUCUCACAUGGCGAUCGUUUUCAAAGAGGAAAUACAAAAUUUAUCUGUAUAACUUUCAAUAUACUUUUACCAUUUAUUUUAA